Pectinophora gossypiella (pink bollworm) is the source of this 764-nucleotide messenger RNA. Its product is annotated as outer dynein arm-docking complex subunit 4. Gene Ontology annotation, cellular component: cytoplasm. The record is from RefSeq and is a predicted model, not a curated record. Bases 41 to 685 code for a protein of 214 amino acids. Gene Ontology annotation, molecular function: protein binding. Lineage: Eukaryota; Metazoa; Arthropoda; Insecta; Lepidoptera; Gelechiidae. The transcript is spliced from 3 exons.
ACUAAACUGGCAUCAACUUUAUAGUUCCAGGUGUUAGACAAUGGGCCGUGGAAAGGAGCCGGAGUUGCCGACGUCCAACCCGGUGGAGGCCAAGAAGUAUCGAGACGAGUCUGCUGGACACGUCAAGAACGGCAACUACGACCGAGCGCUCGCCGCACUUAACAAGGCAAUCGAACUGGCUCCAGAAGAAAAGGCAGCUUAUGUGGCGAGAAGUCAAUGUUAUCUACUGCUCGGUGAGCCUAAGCCAGCCCUGAUGGACGCCGAGGCAGCGUUGAAGCUGGACCCGAAACAUGCUAAAGCCCUGUUGAGGAAGGCGGAGGCGCUGUACUACUGCGGCGAGUUCGAGAUGAGCCUCGUUCACUAUCAUCGCGGCCUGCGUACACGACCUGACUUGUACGAGUUCAGACUUGGAGUACAGAAAGCUCAGGAAGCGAUAGAAAACACAAUCGGCGCCGUGAAGCCGGUAAAGAAGGUGAGCAAAGCGAAACGCCCAGCGUCUAAGGCAUCAAGACCCGCCCUUGGACAGCUCAUGUCAGACAAGAUAUACCUGGAAAACCUUAUCAAGAACCCAGAUCUGGCCAUAGCUGAUAAGAAGAAUGAUGUAGUAGUGAAGCAGGCCGAAGAAGCUAUCAGGUUCCUGGAGAAUAGAGAGGAGUUCUGGCGGCAGCAGCAGACUGCUAGUUAAACUGAAUUGAUUUGUCCUUCGAUCAACAAUACCAACUACAUAACGGCUCACGAUCGCACGAACUAAAACAAUGUUUUAU